Molecule: messenger RNA, 1770 nt
Organism: Eptesicus fuscus (big brown bat)
Lineage: Eukaryota; Metazoa; Chordata; Mammalia; Chiroptera; Vespertilionidae
Gene: BASP1
Product: brain abundant membrane attached signal protein 1
Exons: 2
Coding region: 208-903 (231 amino acids)
Biological process (GO): negative regulation of DNA-templated transcription
Cellular component (GO): nucleus; cytoplasm
Molecular function (GO): transcription corepressor activity; transcription cis-regulatory region binding
Source: RefSeq, a predicted model, not a curated record
CUGCAGCGGCGGCGGCAGUAGCGGCAGCGGCGACGGCGGCGGCGGCAGCGCUCCAACUUGCUCCUCGCUUCGGACUCCGCCGUCCAGCGGGAGAGAGAGCCUCCGCCAGCGGCCAGCCACCCGGCCGGACGACGCCAGCGACCCGGGCCCCUCGGCGGCACCGCGUUCACCCAGGGGCGGCACAGGCACCCAGAGCCGAACUCCAAGAUGGGAGGCAAGCUGAGCAAGAAGAAGAAGGGGUACAAUGUGAAUGAUGAGAAGGCCAAGGACAAAGACAAGAAGGCCGAAGGAGCGGGGACGGAAGAGGAGGGGACCCCGAAGGAGAAUGAGACCCAGGCGGCUGGGGAGACCCCCGGAGUGAAGGAGGGCAAGGAGGAGAAGGCGGAGAAGGAUGCCCAGGAUGCUGCCAACAAGCCUGAAGACAAGGAAGGCGAGAAAGACACAGACGCGGCCAAGGCGGAUGCUCCGAAGGCAGAGCCUGAGCAGACGGAGGGAGCAGCCGAGGGGAAGCCGGAGCCCCCGAAGGAUGCGGAGCAGGCGGCCACCUCGGGCCCCGCCGCAGGCGAUGCCCCCAAGGCUCCCGAGGCCGAGGCCCCUGCGGAACCCGCGACCGCCACCAAGGUGGAUGACAAGAGCCAGGAGGGAGGGGAACCCACAAAGACUGAGGCUCCCGCGGCUCCUGCCUCGCAGGAAACGAAAAGUGACGGGGCCCCAGCUUCAGACUCAAAACCCAGCAGCACUGAGGCUGCCCCAUCGUCCAAGGAGACCCCAGCAGCCACGGAAGCACCCAGCUCCACGCCCAAGGCCCAGGCCCCCGCAGCUCCCGCAGCCCCCGCAGACGAGGUCAAACCUGCCGAGGCCCCGGCCAUGAAUUCCGAUCAAACCGUGGCGGUGAAAGAGUAACAAGGACAGCCUAUGGGAAAAGAGAUCACAGCUUAAACAACCUGUUUCUCUCUCUCUCUGUCUGUCUCUCUGUCUCUCUCCUAUACUAACUUGUUUCAAAUUGGAAGUAAUGAUAUGUAUUGCCCAAGAAAAAAAAAAAAAAAAAAGGAAAGAAAAGAAAUGAAAAAGAUGUCCCAUCAAAGGAGGGAGGGGGGAUGGGGAGAAUCCAAAUAGUAUUUUUGUGGGGAAAUAUCUAAUAUACCUUCAGUCAACUUUACCAAUCAGUCCUGGAGUUUAGAGGUCAGUGUCUGAAAGUACUCCGCCACUAAGAUGGGUACCGUCUUCUGCAAGGGGAGUAGGGAGUGUUGAGUUUGAUUCUGCCCACAGGGCCCUUCCAAGGCAAUCAGAUCUUUAUGAAAGCAGUAUUUUCUGUGUUUCCUUUUUUAAUUUGCAGCCUUUCUUCUUUUGAUAUUUUUAAAAUGUUUGUGGAUGAAUGCCAACUUUCAGACAGCCCACUGAGCCUGUCCACAUGUAUCUCCAUGCCAAGACUCCAUUCCUCCUCCCCAGGUAUUUUUGGGAGUAACACACAUUCUCUCAUCCAACUUAGCCUCCCUAGAUUUCUCAUGACGAGUUAAUGCAUGUCCGUGGUUGGGUGCACCUGUAGUUCUGUUUAUUGGUCAGUGGAAAUGAAAAAAAUAAAAUAAAAACGUCUGCGUUCAUUGCAGUUCCAGUUCCUCCUCCAUCCUGUGUCACAGACACCAACACACCACUCAUUGGAAAAUGGGAAAAAAUUAAAAAAAUAACAAAAAAAUGUACAAUGGAUGCAUUGAAAUUAUAUGUAAUUGUAUAAAUGGUGCAACAGUAAUAAAGUUAAACAAUUAAAAAGAA